Molecule: messenger RNA, 704 nt
Organism: Camellia sinensis
Lineage: Eukaryota; Viridiplantae; Streptophyta; Magnoliopsida; Ericales; Theaceae
Source: RefSeq, a predicted model, not a curated record
UGCAGGCAUACGAUAUGCAUAAUGCUGGUGCUGUUAUUCACAGUCAUGGAAUGGAAUCUUGUCUCGUGACAAUGAUAAAUCCUUUAGCAAAGGAGUUUCGAAUUACUCAUAUGGAAAUGAUAAAAGGAAUUCAAGGGCAUGGUUAUUAUGAUGAGCUUGUUGUCCCAAUAAUAGAAAACACCGCUCAUGAGUGGGAGCUAACAAAUUCUCUUGCUGAAGCUGUAUGUUCUGUUUAUUCAUUUAACUUAGCAAAUGCAUUACUUUUUGAGUUGAAAUGCGGAUUUUGCAUGAUGUUGAGUAAAGAAAAAGAAAAGAAAAGAAAAAGAUAUCUGCAUGGGUUUCAAUUUGAUUGAUGGACUUAGAUCUGAACAAGAAUGACAUGUGAUUGCAUGGGUUUGUAACUUUGUAUCUCAGAAUACUAUCAGCUUCUUUAAAAAGCUCGCUUUGCUUACUUAGCUUUGUUGAAUUUUUGAUAUAUGUGCAGACUAGAAACUAUGAACAAUAACAAACGAUUGUGUAAAUGUGCAUGUAUCUGACAAUUAUAUCAGCUUCUUUUCAAGUGUUGGUUUGUUUACAUAAUUUUUAAGAAUUUUAUUGCUUUGGUAGUUUAUUGCGAAAUAUUAAACAAUUCUACAUAUUGAAAAUUGAAGUGCAAACAAUUGAUAAUAAGAAUCAUUUUUUAGAAUUGUUUAACAUAGGCCUUG